AUGUCAGACGCAGAGUUAGGAGAUAAUCAACGUAUGGAUGAAAGCACUGAGGAGACGCCAAGCGUAAUUGAGCCAAUUAUCCAAAUUACUGAGAAUCCGUCCCAAGCGCACUUCAGUGGAGAAAAUACACCGCAGUUCCCUAAUGCGACUUCCAUUCACCAACAAGAAAUUAAACACACUGUAGCCGAGAGGGGACCUGCAAUAGGCGAACUCACAGAGACUCAGAAGUUCCAAAUAAAUAAACUGGACUUCAAGGUAAAGUCAUUUAAUGAUAUUUAUCAAGAAUUGUUGCAGUCAGCCGAGAACAUUAGCGGUCUCACAGUUGAGGAGUUGGACGGCCAGGAGAAAAUCAUCGAAGGAGAAUGGAAUGAAUUGCUCAUCAUCCAAGACAAACUCAGCGAGACCCUCCUGUCAACUCAUCAACAUAUUAUUGAGACCACCUAUCAGAGGGCUUCAACGCUGAAGAAACCCUGCCUCAAACUCAUCUAUCAGCUCAAAGGAAUCAUCAAGAAGAGGGAAUCAGCGAGUACAUCAACAACAUCAGGCCAAGCCAAUCAACUCAAGAGAAUCGGACUGAAACCAUUCGAAGGAAAAUACUCAGAGUGGAAGCAGUUCAGCGACCUGUUCCAGUCACUGGUGGGAAAAGACGAUUCAAUUCCGCCAGUGCAAAAGCUAGUACGCCUCAAGGAGGCUCUCAAGGGACAGGCAGCAAAUCUCAUCGACACCUUCACGGUGACCGAUGAGAAUUAUGAGAAGGCCUGGCAGAAGCUAGUGAGGAAAUAUGAGGAUCCCAGACUCAUCGCUCAAGCACUGUUCAACAGGAUCCUCCACCUCCCGAAGAUCACCAAGGCAACUGCGGAGAACCUCAACGCCAAUGCAGCGACAGCCCUUGAGACGAGAGAUCAGCUGAUCACUAUGACAGGCUUGUCCAAGGAGAGCGUCAGUGAGCAGAUGAUCGUUCAUCUAUUGAGGAAGUCCCUGGAUGCUGAGACUCUCAGAGCAUGGGAAUUGAAGCUAGGAGAUUCCAAGGACUUCCCAACGCUGGAGGAGUUCACCAGCUUCGUUGAAUCCUGCGCAAGAGGAAUCAAUGCUGGAGCCAAGCUGACCACCGAGCCUCUAGCACCACCAGUCAAGAAGCAUGGAGCAACUCAACGUCAGAGAAAUGCUCACCUAGCAGUAACUCAACAGAGGGAGCCAGGAGAGCUCACCAGACUGCUCCCCAAGGAGCACUGUGCCUACUGCAAGGGACCACAUUUCAUCGCGAACUGUCAGAGGUUCGUCGACCUGUCCCCCAUCAAGAGGAAUGAGUUCGUGGUCAGCACAAGGCUCUGUUUCAACUGCUUGGGCCCACAUCUAUUCUCAAAGUGCAGGUCCACCAAGACGUGCUUCAGCUGCAAGCGCAGGCAUCACACACUCAUCCAUGGUGGAAGCACGUACACCAACGGCAGAGAUGCUGAGCAGGCAGCUCCAGUGAACCCAACAAGAGAAGAAAAUCCACAGACGGUCCAACCAGGAACGAGCUGGGCUGAGUCAUCCAGAGCAUCACCAACACGAAUCAUCACCAAUCAGGCGAUCAGUACCUCAACAUCACCUGUCAUCAAAGAGCAAAUCACCAAGCAGCCAAUCAUCGAGCAGAGCAGUCAUCAUUUAGCAGCUGAUCAGCAAUAUACACUUCUAGCAACAGCCCAAGUACGAGCACAAUCUCCAAAGGGCUUCCUUCUCAAAGCAAGAGCGCUCAUCGAUCAAGGCUCAGAGUUAUCAUUUAUCUCUGAGGAACUAGUACAUCAACUACAACUCUUACGAAGGUCAUCAAAAAUAGAGUUAAUCGGAAUAGGAGAGACAAACUCAGGUCACACGAGGGGAGCAGUAUCAGUACUGCUUCAAGCAGUUGAUGGAUCACAGCAAGUGCAAAUCAAUGCUCACAUACUCAAGAAACUCACCGUCAAGCUACCAUCAUUCUCGUGCUCACCAACAUGGAUCGACCCUCCACAAGGUCUUCAACUAGCCGAUCCAGAUUAUCUAAAACCUGGUCCAAUAGACAUCAUCAUAGGGGCUGACAGCUAUGGGCGGAUCAUCAAGAGCAGAGUCGUCAGGUCCAGAAACACUCAAUUAGUUGGCCAACAAACAAUAUUUGGUUGGAUACUAUCAGGUCCAAUCGAAUGCAGUGGUUGUUUACCGAGGGUUUCUCUAUCGGCCGUAAAGGAAUCUUCAAACGAGCAACUACAAGAGCUUCUUCAAAGAUUUUGGCACCAGGAGGAAUUACCAAAAAUUCCCAACUCAUCAGCAGAGCUAUCACCAGAUGAACUCGAGUGUGAGAAAUUCUUCAAGUCCACACACACCAGAGACGAAACUGGGCGCUACAUCGUAAGACUUCCUCUACGGACCUCACCAACAGCGCUCGGAGAGUCUAAAUUCAAGGCCUCACGUCAACUCCAGUCAGUUGCACGUCGUCUUCAGACAGACGAAUCAUAUUCCCAGCUCUACAGAGAAUUUAUCAACGAGUAUGAGGCACUGGGACACAUGCGCAAAGCACCAGAAGGAGCAGAACCCGUCACAGCAUACUAUCUACCGCAUCACGGAGUUCUGAGAGAGGACGCACUCACCACGCAGUUGAGAGUUGUCUUCAACGGCUCAAGUCCUAGCUCAUCAGGAUUAUCUCUCAAUGAUAUCCUCUAUCCGGGUGAGAAGCUACAAGUUAAUACCAUGAACGUAUUAACAUGGCUCAGAAAACACAAAAUUGUUUUCGGGACAGACAUUGUCAAGAUGUUCAGACAGAUUCGAGUGCAUCAAGACGAUUGGGAUCUCCAGAGAAUUCUGUGGAUCAACGAAAAUCAGCAGCAGAUCACCUACCAACUGACCACAGUCACCUACGGUCUCAAUUGUUCUCCAUGGCUAUCUCUACGAGUUCUCCAACAAUUAGCAGAGGAUGAAGGACAUCACUAUCCAGCAGCCGUCGAGGCACUCACCAAAGGUCGCUACGUCGACGAUAUCUGCGGCGGAGCUGAUACAGAAGAUCCCCUGAAAGAAAUCGCAUGGCAGUUACAAGGGCUCUGUCAAGCAAGCGGUUUCGCUCUACAAAAGUGGAGCGNAGGCGGUUUCGCUCUACAAAAGUGGAGCAGUAAUUGCCCACACGUUUUAGAGGAAUUGGGAAUCUCGACGAGCAAGGCAAUCAUCCAGUUCGAGGAGCCUAUCACCAAAGUGCUCGGAUUGUAUUGGCAUCAAUCGUCCGAUACAUUUCAAUUUAAAUCAAAGCAGUUCGAGUCAGCAACAAUCACCAAGAGAGUAGUAGCAUCAGAAAUCGCUCAACUGUUUGAUCCAUUGGGAUUCAUCGCUCCAGUAAUCACCCGAGGCAAGAUAAUCAUCCAAGAUCUAUGGAAACUCAAGCUCACUUGGGACACACCACUUCCAAAGGAGUAUGAAGAUCAAUGGAUAAGCUUCAGAAAGAACCUCAACCAACUGAAUCAAGUCUCAGUGCCAAG
Messenger RNA from Diachasma alloeum, 3479 nucleotides. RefSeq lists its product as uncharacterized. The annotation marks the transcript as partial. Lineage: Eukaryota; Metazoa; Arthropoda; Insecta; Hymenoptera; Braconidae. The record is from RefSeq and is a predicted model, not a curated record. The transcript has 2 exons.